Salpingoeca rosetta is the source of this 1555-nucleotide messenger RNA. RefSeq lists its product as uncharacterized. NCBI's taxonomy places the organism in Eukaryota, Choanoflagellata, Craspedida, Salpingoecidae. The record is from RefSeq and is a predicted model, not a curated record. The transcript has a single exon. Bases 25 to 1416 code for a protein of 463 amino acids.
GUGCUUUUCUUAGCACAGAGCGUGAUGGUGUGCGUUCCUCGCUGCACAACCGCCACGACAAGAUGGUGCAGUGCUGGGAGGCGAUGGUCCGUGAGACGAGCGACGGUUGUCGCUGCGCUGGUGCUGGUUGUGGUGGGACUGUGCGUGGGAGGGUUCCUGGCAUACAUCCGGCACGGUACGUCAGCGGACACAAAGGUCCAACUCUUGACAGAGACGGCACUAUCAUUCAUGGGCGCUGGAAACAACGACGGCAAUGAUCGCCUACAUCAGCGAUCAAACCACCAGCAGCAGAUGGCUGUGGUGUACAUAUGCCUGUGGCACUGUGACACGAGCUUGCUGGCGUUGUCCAUCAAGACGCUGCGUGCGCGCGGGGGAUGGUGUGGUGACGUGUAUGUGGCGGUGGGUAACUCAGAACGCCGAGCGCUCGCCAUGCAUGGGCACUUGCCACCGCGCACGCACUUUGCCCUCAUCAACAACCCGCGCCGCUUGUGCACAUCGCACCGCAUGCAGACGUCCAUGUGCGCCAAGAGGCUCAAGCCGCAGCUGUUUUCUCUCGUCCCGGCAACCGUACACACGCUGCUGUACAUUGACGCGGACGUGCUGGUAUCUCGGCCUUUGCACAGCUUGUGGGAUUUGCCCCGUGCAGCAAGAGGCGCUGAGACUUGGCACGUGUUUCCGGACAUGCUCUGCUCGGACUGCACCCACUUCAACACUGGAAUCAUGCUGCUGCACAGGCGGCAAACCCUUCCUGCCGCGGUUCCAGGCCCACGACCGGCACACCGCGGGCCGACUGCUUCCACGCACGAAUGCAACCAGGCGACGUGCAUGCGGCAUGAGCAAGUGGUGGCAGUGCCAGGAGCGUCACCCAGCACGUCCCCUAGCCUACACACUUGCCUGGCGCUGUGGCUGAUAGCCAUGGACAGUGGGCUGUUCUCGCGUGACCAAGAGGCCUUGGAUGCAGCGCUGGGCCUCCCGCUGCCCAUGCUGCCUGACAGCGUCGCCGAGGAGGCACAAGCCGUCCUACUGCAGCGAUUCGCACAGAGCGCACCCAUCCCCUGCCGCUCGCAUCCAGCGACGGGCGGCGAUAGUGGUGGUGGGCUCAAGUGUCUCCAGUCAGUGCAGGCAGGGUGCCGGCGUUUGCUGCACAUGCUGCCGCGCCGUCGCCAGCGCUACCUGGAUAGCGGGAUGUGGCAGCCGCUGCUUGCGUAUCACGAGUGGUUUGUGCACCUCCUUGGCAUCAAGCGAGACCGCAAGCUGUGGCCUCGCGUGAGGCGGUUCUACCUUGACAGUGAGCAGCGUCUCCUUCAGUCGCCCCGCUGUCCCAUCACCGACUACAGUGGUGACGCUGCUGCACACCAACACGGCCGCACAAUCCAUUGCUCCGUGUCACCCUGCGGCUGCGUUCAAGCACCAUGAGGUGCGUGUGUGUGUGUGUGUGUAUGCGUGCGUGUGUCUGUGUCUGUGUCUGUGUGUUUGUGUGUGUGUGUGUGUGUGUCUGUGUCUGUGUCUGUGUCUGUCUGUGUCUGUCUGUCUGUCUGCCUGCCUGCCUGUCUGU